CGUGUACGGCCAUGUUGGUGCUUCAGCUCGCAAGGUGCACUAAAAACGAGCAGCCUCGGCUCGCUGGUGCUGGGUCGCGCAUCCAUAGGGUGCCUGAGAUGCCCAGAGGGGGUUACAUGAGCUGGUGGGGCUGUUCCUGGAUCCCUGCGUAAAUUUCCAGUCGCAUGCACCCCCGCCUUGCCUGCGAACAAGUCACGGCUGCUUGCGAACAAAUCACGGCUGCUUGCCUGUCCUCGAGCUGCUCUCAUCCGACUACUCGAUCCAUGGCAUCAUGACGGCCAAGCCCCCCGCCCUCGAUGUCUCGGCCACGCACCUCGUCGCGACGCUGUUCUACAAGGCCGACACCCCAAACUUCUUCCAGCAUGCAGACUUGUCCCCACGCAGUCCCGGCGACCCCAUCCCAUCCGCCUCGCUCGAGUCGCUAAAAGACGGCGUCGUGCCUACCCAGGACCUUGCAGACUACCCGCUCGAGCCGCCGACUCCUGGGCCCAACGCCCUCGACAACCUCUAUGGAAGCUACAUCAGCCAAAGCUGCCUCACAGACUUCUUCGCCACCCUCACCAGCGUCAUCGCCGGCCUGGAGCAGAACACGAUAACGAGCAGGAGGCUCGAGGCGAGCAAGCUCUGCAGGGUAGUCGAAGUCACCUUCCCGCUGCACAGCGCUUCGCCCAUCGCGCUCGAGACACUGCGGAGGCAUGAGGCUGUAUCGCGCUUCGAGCGCAAAUGGAACACCGAGUGCGUCUUCCAGCCAGACACGGUCCACCGCCGAUACAAGAGGCUGGCUGUCUUUGACAUGGACAGCACCCUGAUACAGCAGGAGGUCAUCGACGAAAUCGCCUCGCUGAUCGGCGUCGAGAAGGAGGUAUCCGCCAUCACCGCUGCCGCCAUGAACGGCGAGUUGGACUUUGAGGCUAGCCUGCGCGCACGAUGCAAGCUGUUGAAGGGCGUGCCAAGCAGUGUCUUCGAGACGCUGAAGCCGCGCAUCACUCUGAACGAGGGCGUCAAGGACCUCAUCACCGCUUUGAAGCGAUUAGGCUUCAAGACUGCCGUUCUCAGUGGAGGCUUCACUCCGCUGACGGGCUGGAUGGGCCAGCAACUCGGUCUCGACUACGCCUUCGCCAAUCAUCUCGUUGUUUCCGACGACGGAGCCACGCUUACCGGCGAACUGACUGGCGAAAUUGUACACGCCCAGAAGAAACGCCAACACGUCCUGGAAAUUGCCGAGAAGGAAAACAUACUUCUGGACCAAGUUGUAUGCGUCGGCGACGGCGCCAACGACCUUCCCAUGAUGGGUGUGGCUGGUUUGGGUGUUGCCUUCCAUGCAAAGCCAAAGGUGCAGAUGCAGGCUCCUGCUCGCCUAAACUCCAAGAGCAUGUUGGACGUCCUGUACCUCUUUGGUAUCUCCAAGGAGGAGCAAGAAGCACUAUUGCGAUAGCGUAGCUAAUCAAGACUACAAGAGGUAAUCAGCAUACACCCACUCGAACCGGCCACGACGCCACAAUAUGCAACCUAGCAGUCUGACU
Messenger RNA from Alternaria alternata, 1523 nucleotides. RefSeq names its product phosphoserine phosphatase serb. Gene Ontology annotation, cellular component: cytoplasm. The record is from RefSeq and is a predicted model, not a curated record. Gene Ontology annotation, biological process: dephosphorylation; L-serine biosynthetic process. The transcript has a single exon. Bases 272 to 1435 code for a protein of 387 amino acids. Gene Ontology annotation, molecular function: L-phosphoserine phosphatase activity; magnesium ion binding. NCBI's taxonomy places the organism in Eukaryota, Fungi, Ascomycota, Dothideomycetes, Pleosporales, Pleosporaceae.